Messenger RNA from Seminavis robusta, 1489 nucleotides. The record is from the annotation of a GenBank genome assembly. NCBI's taxonomy places the organism in Eukaryota, Bacillariophyta, Bacillariophyceae, Naviculales, Naviculaceae.
UAGUCUUCCGGAGGCGAGAUGCCGCCCAAUUCCACGACUUUCGGGUGGCAUCAGCGGUGCCAACAUCAAUCAGACCCCUUCUUCUUCGUUUUAGCAACAGCAACAGUUACUGCUCUCAUCAUCAGUCUCACUAUUUCUCUUUUCGAUAAAAGUUAAGUGGUCCUUUUUUUACGUUCAACAACUGCUAACGAAUCAACGUACAAAGUAUAUUACCAAGAUGUUCUCUACCAAGACCUUCUUCAUUACCCUUGCGGCAAUCGCCUCCAUGGCCAAUGCCCAAAACAUCCCCUCUGCGGCCCCGGUGGUGACCUUCCCACCAAAUAAUGCCAGCCCCGUCGGCCAAGCCGAACGUGGUUUCACUUUCAAGCAGCCUACAACCGCUGAGACCACCCUCCCACCCGGCGCUGAAGCUUGUCAUACCUGUAGCUGCUUCACAUGUGCCGGAGCAACCGAUAAUGGUGAUGGCACCAUUGACAUCACCAUCGAACACUGUAAGGGGAGUUCCGUCAGUUGGAUGUGCUGUGUUGGUGUCGACGGACAGGAAGGCAACUGUAAUGUCAUUGCUCCUUGCACGUCAGCCAAGUGUUCGUCCAUCCCAGAAAAAGCCGCCGGUGGUGGUCUCGUUAUCCAAAUCCCCGAUUCCAGUACCUCUUUCACCAUCAAUACUCACGAUGGUUUGACCUCGGGAACUGGUGAUCUUAUCACUAGCGUUUGCGGUGGCAACAAGAACCAAGGAACUGGCUGUGAGGCAGAAGAUUACUCUGCUCAUUGUGUGAUUGAUUUUGAUGUCGAGGCUGACUGCUCGUUCACUCCCACUACCACCACCACUUGUGACACCACGGAAACAUUCGCCUGUGAGGAUGGAAGUACUGUCACCAGGAGUCUUCCUGACUGUGAGUUUGCUGACUGUCCCACACCUGAUAGUGACCCAACAGAUGCCGCCACCCCCAACGAGGAGAUGGAAGACAAGAAGUUCUACCACCUCUGGAUGUCGGGCUUUGAAGUCCGCUACCGACGCAGUGGAGUUGUCCGAGAAGCCUAUGUCUACCUCAAUGGACGCAAGGAGCGCCUUGCCUUCAAGACCUACAAGGGUUUCUUGCGAGUGGAUGUUGACUGGCAAGCCAACCCUGCUCACUACAAGGGAGCCCUUGGAUUGCUUGGAAGCAUGGACUUGGAUGGCGACCGUGUUGGCCGUGACGGCAAGACUCACAUUGGCAACCACAACGAGUUUGGUCAAGAGUGGCAAGUCCGCGAGGACGAGCACAAGCUCUUCCAUUCCUAUGAGGAUGCCGUUGUGGCUCCCCAGCAGUGCAAGCUUCCUGACUUUAGUCCGGAAAAGAUGGCAGAGAAGCAACGUCGUCUGGCCGAGUCCAAGCUGACUACUGAGGAGAUUGAAAAGGCAUGCAGCCACCUGCCGGAAGACGAGCGCAAGAGCUGCGAAUAUGAUGUUAUUGCUACACAAGAUCUUGGCAUGGCCGCUGUUUGGUGA